This is a messenger RNA of Elgaria multicarinata webbii, 2569 nucleotides long. RefSeq names its product RP9 pre-mRNA splicing factor (gene RP9). Bases 357 to 1052 code for a protein of 231 amino acids. The transcript is spliced from 6 exons. The record is from RefSeq and is a predicted model, not a curated record. NCBI's taxonomy places the organism in Eukaryota, Metazoa, Chordata, Lepidosauria, Squamata, Anguidae. Gene Ontology annotation, biological process: RNA splicing.
CAUAGCGUUUGUGCAGAGGCUAAAAGGGAUUUCUUGAUUUACUGGACCCUAAAUCAGUGGAAAGUGCCUGCCCAGCUCCAAUUAAUUCCUUUUCUUCUUCUUCUUUUUCUUUCCUGCAGCUUCUGCCCUGGGAGAAAAGUCCCCCCUCCGUCCCGCUGAGUUGGAGGAGGAGAAGGAGGGGGGCGCUGCCUCGGUGGCGGGAGGCCCGGCUGCCCGGAGGAAGUGCCUGCUUCACCUCCGCCUGGAAGUGAAAGCGAGAGGCAGGCCAAGCGGCGGCUGAGCUCGGCGUGGCGGGCUGAUCCCGGCUGGCUGGCCGUGGCGCCUCGGCUCUCUCCUGCAGCCCGCGCUUUCCCACCAUGUCUCAGGGCAGCAGACGAGAGGAGGCCCGAAGCAGCGGCAGCAGCAGCAGCCGCAAGCGGCACCGGAGCCACAGCGAGUCCCAGCCGAGCAGCAGCUCCAGCGGGGGCGGUAAAGGGCAGGGGCGGAAGGAGCAGAAGAGGAAGAAACGCGAAGUGCAGCAGAUUCAACAGAUCCAGCACCUGGAGUCCUUCUAUGAGAAACUUCCUCCAGGGCUAAUUAAGGAAGAUGAGACUAAACCGGAGGACUGCAUUCCUGAUGUACCUGGAAAUGAAAAUGCACGAGAAUUCCUAGCACAUGCUCCCACAAGAGGCCUUUGGAUGCCACUAGGGAAAGAGGUCAAAGUUAUGCAAUGCUGGAGAUGUAAACGCUAUGGACACCGAACAGGGGAUAAGGAAUGUCCAUUCUUCAUUAAAGGCAAUCAGAAGCUAGAACAAUUCAGAGUAGCACACGAAGACCCCAUGUACGAUAUAAUAAGGGAAAACAAACGCCAUGAGAAGGAAAUGCGGAUACAACAGUUGAAGCAACUCCUUGAGGACUCCACUUCAGAGGAAGUUAGCAGCAGCAGCAGCAAGAGUUCCAGUUCUUCGGAGUGUCAUGAAAAACAUAAGAAAAAGAGAAAAAAGAAAGAAAAGAAAAAGAAGAAGAAGAGAAAGCACAAAUCUUCUAAAUCAAAGUCAUCUGAAUCGGAUUGAGGAGAUGGCGCCUCGGUGAUAAACUUGUGAUGUGUUGUGAAGCAUCCAAAGAAUAAUCAUCCCCAAAGGGCUUUGGAAUAGUUUCAGGGCACAGCCCACCGCCCGUUCAUGUGCUUCCUUGGUGUUAUUUUGUGAGUUGCCCCAUCAAGAGGUCGUCCCACUGUAUCUCCACAGUGCAUUUUUCACCACACUUGAGCAUAAAGAAAAAGUUUGGUUGUUUGGUACAAGUGGUGUCACUAAGAGAAAUUGCCUGCGGCAUGCGCAUGCUAUUUUUCCUUCCUGAGAUUUUCACCUUAGCAAUUUUUGUACCUGCUUCUUUUUCAGCCUACCAAGACUUUAAAACUCAGCCUUGGGGUUUGCAGGUAGGGGAAAGCAGUCAGUAGGGAAGCUUGAAAAAUGAUUCCAGAGGUGUUCACAAAUACCUCUUGGUCCUGGCCUAGGGGAAUAAACAGCAACCCUUUAGGUUGACAUAAGCAAGAUCUCUAUGGUACUCCAGAUGGCCAGGAUUUGUUGGAUGAAGACUAAGGAAUCUGGCCAGUCAGAUUCUGAGGCAAAAGGUAGGAAAAUCAAGAACUGAAAACAGACUUGGUGUGGACUUUGCUCUAAUUGCCUUUAGCUAAACUUUUUUUUUAAAAGGUGGUUUUGUUCAGAACCUUGUGAUUCAACACAGAUCAUUAGUGUCAUAGAAACUGGUCGGUCUGCUACAACUCAAGAAAACUGUGGCUUUAGUUGAACUCUAAUGUCAACAGAGUUCUUCUUUCUUUAACUUAAAAACAGCCUGCACAACUUGUGACUCCACAAGCUAAACACAGUCCACUAGCCAUAUAUGACAGACUACAAAGGACUAAUCAAGCCUCCUGUUUGGGCUAUGUGCUGUUGAACUGUAAUAGAAGGGGUUGCCAGGCAACCAUACCAUGUGGUGCAUUUGAAUUGCUGGAUCACAAGUUGUCCAGGUCUGACUUAAAGGUCUCAAUGCCAGGUGAAUUACUGGUAGGUUAUAGUUUAUUUUGACUAUUUUCAUGUAGCCAUGGCAAGCCUUUUAAUAGAGCAAAAUGAUAAAAAUACAAAUCCGCCUCCUAAUGUUAAAGAGGCAUGCUUUAUCACAGCCAAGGCAUUCAACAGGGUUUGCAUUGGCCUUAACACACUAGAAAUCUAAGCUGCAAUUUCAAUUUGGUCUUCUGUGAAUCCUAUUUCCCCCCCCCCCCCCCGGUUUUUGCGAGUGCUUGUGAUAAAUGUUGCCGCCCUAUUGAAUUGAAUCCACAAGCACUGAAAUCCGUCUUGCCAGUAGGUUUUUGUUUUUAAAAUAUAUUGUAAGUCUGAUUGCUAUGACAGCUAGAAAGGUGCUUGAAAAGGUAAAAAAUAUUUUCUGCAAGAUGUGUUGCUCUGGGAUGUUGAGUGUAGUUGUUAUAAAAGACUACAUCGUUAUGCAAUACCGCCAGGCCAUAUGUUUGAUUCCAAAGGGCACAAAUGUUAACAGUAAUGCAGCUGGUUUGUCCAAUAAAAGAACUGCUCAUUCA